Molecule: messenger RNA, 12391 nt
Organism: Rattus norvegicus (Norway rat)
Lineage: Eukaryota; Metazoa; Chordata; Mammalia; Rodentia; Muridae
Source: RefSeq, a predicted model, not a curated record
AGGAAAUCGCUUCUUGUUUUUCAAACAGCAACGAGGCUCUAGGGGAUGGCUCUGUGAGGCUUGGAGGAGUGCAGCUCUGGGAGGCAAAAGUUGAGCAAAGGAGUGGCCAGACCUGUUCAUCAUGAUGCCUGCCCUGCUGCCUCCUGACUGUCUGUGAGCCCCCUAAGAAGGCUGCGGGGCCAAUGGCCCCGUAGUGAAAGACAGAGAAGUUUCUAGGCAUCUGUUGAGAGCAGGCGCUUGCUUGGAGACAGCAACGGUGGUGGACAGGUAACAGAUUUUUCUCUUUCUGUGGUUUGUGUCCCUUUGUAGCCAGACAUCUGGCAACCGGAGGCAUUUGUACGAUCCAAUCCGUGUUGACUCUGUUACUCUCUGACUUAUAAUCUUUAGCAUAGCGGUGUGUGACGAAGAUAACUUAAGAUCACUGCGCUGCUGGAAGUCCACAGUGAGGCCGGCUUUGGGGGGGGGCGGGAAUGGGGGGUGUCUCCCUCCAGUUCACUGCUGGGACCUGUUAAGAUUUUCUCUUUAGUAGGGAUUGCUUUCUGAAUCCUCCCAAACUGGUCAGGAGCUUUGGUGAGUCAGUACUGCCCUGAGAGUCAGACAGCCAUUGUGGUGGCGGCCUGGAGCAAGAGGAGAUUUCAUUAGCGCAGCUGAAGGAGCUCUGAGACAGUGCUUGGGUGGGGCAUGGAGACCUCCUGCCUGUGGCUGAGAGGAAAGGAGCAUAGGUAUUGCUUAGUUAAAACAUCUGGUCUUAAAAACCAGUAAGUCUUGCUUUGAAUGUUGUAGAACGUCGGGAACAAAAUCUCUAGAGUGUACACUUUACUUAAAUAGUUAUUUUCUUGUAUUUUGUAGAAAGUCAAGUUGUACAACUCCACCAUAGCCCUUUGUCCUUUUGAAAAGGUCUAAAUGAAUUGGGGUUUUUGUUUGUUUUUAUUUUGUUUGCUUUUCCUAGUUUUUGAGGCAGGGUCUUGUGUCUUGUUUCAUAGCCCUGCUUGGCCUGGAAUUUGCUGUAUAGACAGGGCUGGCCUCAGACUUGUUGAUUCUGUGUAUAAAGUACUUGGAAGUCAGAGGUGACUUUUUCUAAUUGCAUAGGAAUAUAUGAAAGACUAGUUCUUGACAGCUUUAAAAUUAUAUACUUCUCAAUACAGUUUUCCCCUCUCCCCACAAACUCUCCUUCAAGUACUCUGUGUGGUAUUAGGUAAAGGUUUUUUGUUUGUUCGUUUUGUUCUUCCUGGCUCCUAGAAUAAGCCAGGAUGAGGCCCCACAAGUUUUCAUUGUCGAUUUUUUGAUGACACUUAAUAUCUCUUCUGUUGAAGGAUAACAUGACAUGGGAGGAAUGUGCCCAGCUCACUAAAAUUUAGAAAGUAUGAAAAAAAAACCCUCUCCUUUUUACUAUUUUUGCUAUUUUUGGUGUUGCCUCUGCACUUACUAAUAUUAAUAUCAACUUCGUAAGAAUGAGACUUUAAGAUUAACAGCAGUUUGGGCAUUUUUCUUUGAAGGACAUCAGUUAACAAUAUUUUGGAGGGUUACUGGGGAAAAAACCCCCCAAAAAACCAGUAUUUUGGAAAUAAGAAGGGAGACAAGUAAAGAAAUCAGCUGGCUACGUAGAUCAGUCUGUCAUUCGAAAGCUAAAUUCUUGACCAAGGGAAGGCUAGAUGAAGGCAGGGAAACUUUGAUUUUUUACUUGAGUCAUCUUCCAAAUAUUUUAAUCAUCUGUAAAAGGUGUCCUUCUCUCUCUGCCACCGCUCUCUAUAUUGUAAAAAAUAAAAGUCUAAUAAAAGCAUAACAAUGAGCAAGGCUGCAUGGGUCAUAGAGAAGGGUAGGGACCUUCAUAAAGAAAAAGCAAGCAAGGAAAAACGAGAGUAAAAAACCUGUAAGAGUAAUAACAAUUCACUCAAUUGUUCAUUUUUCUUGAUGCAGUCCAAACCCUGGAGGAGGGGGAUCACUUGGGCUACUGGAGUUGAUAUUCUGCCUUGGACUGUCUAGUUCAACUUGCUUUCCACAGUUCAACCUCAGAGCACUCACUAAGCUAACAAGCCCGCUCUGCCCACUGCACUGACAUGGGGGGGGGGGAGGCUGGGCAGCACAGUGCUGUACUAAAAUGCAGUCAUAUCAGAGGAUUCUUAGCAGCAGCUCAGGGUGGUGACAAAGCCAUGCAGGUGGCCACCUCCCGAGUAGUGAGGUCGUCCAGUCUUUUGUAAAUCUCAGUUGAGUCUCUUAAACUCAAACACAACUUUCAUCCUCCGAGAAGGCACCCACACUCCUUUGCUGGGCCACAGGUAAAACUGGCAUCCAAUUCUUGUUCUGUUGAAUAAAAUGAGAAGCGAAAAAUAGCAAAGUGACAGUGAUUUGCCCAGCUUUUCAGUGACUCUCUUGCAGGCCUCCAGGAUGAGAAUUCAGGUCUCUUUUCAGUCCAUCAGCGCCUUUCUUAGCUAGGAAUGUGAGGAUAAAAAGAUAUCGGAGAAUUUACACCAUUAUCUUGAGCACAUUCGCUCUAACAGCAUGGUGAAUGCUUUGCUGGGAGUGUGAAAGGGCACCGAAUUACUGCACCGUUCGGAUUGCUUGCAGACUAGAAUGCCUGCUGUUGGUUGCUGUCGGCCUCGGGAGCUUUCCAAAACCAGAGGAAGGACCACACACUUCACCGUUGCAGUCGGAUCAUAACCUUUCUGCAUUUGUUAUUUGCCCUCCUGUCUUCCAACUGCUUCCAUUACACCCGCAAGGUCGAGAAUGGGACCUGGAUGCAAAUGGGGUGGCUUGGUUACCAGCAGCAGCACCUGGUUAUGAUUCUGGAAAGCCUGGGCUGAGCUCAGCUGUAAGCAUUCCGAGUUAGAAUCCUGGCAGGCAAGGAUGGAGAAGACAUUCCUGUCCCAACCCACGGUGGCAUUGUCUUUGCAGCGUCAACUGGAAUGACCUCUCUGACUUGACGCAGACGCAUUAGCUCCUGUUGCUUGCAGAUCCUAUGGAGUCAGAUUAGAUGUUCUAGUAAACAGGAUGUUCUCCAUCAAAUGCACGAACUGGCUGUGGGCACAUCGUAAAUGCCCGAGUGGCUUGCCAGCUCUGCAUUGCAGUCCACACUGUUUGACUCUGGUCACCAUCCUCAAUAGAACCGGAAUCUUGCUUACUUCCUAAAAGAUAAUCAUAAAAGUAAAACCACAGCCUCGGGGAAUCAGGUAUUCCAGAGAGGCUUGCUAGGUUUUGCAGAAUUAAAAAAAAACACAGGGGAUCUUGUCCUGUAAUCACUUUAGACUCUUAACAUGAGUUAAGGAGCAAGCAUUGAGAGUUUUAGUAACAUAUAUUCACUUCCUGCUUACCAUGCCCCUAGCAUUGCGUCCAGCGCCUUGUAAAGAUUACUCUUCUUUUUUCGGUUGUGCCGAUAGGCCUGUGUUGAUAUCAUCUUUAUUUUGUAGGUGAGCAAAUAUACAAAGGUUAAGUAAAUUGUUUUAGAACAAAUAACCAGUGGGUAAUAGAGUCACAAUUACAUUUCAGGCAGCCUGACCUCAGAGUUUAUUUGCCGAAUUAUUAUGCUACACUCCAAAAACCGUAACAGCAGUGCUAAGUGGUCCAUUAGGACAGAAAAGAAGCCAGAUAUAGAAAUGCAGGCGUAUUUCAAAGGAUGCAUCCCUGAAGGAACAACAAGUGAGGCGAUGUGCUACAACGGUUACAGAUUUAGGCUUGGCAAUCGGUACUACCACUUGCUACGUGACCUGGGGAUAUUGCGUAAUUUAGCCAGUCAUUGGUCCCCCCCCCACCCCCCGUUCUACAAGUGGGGACAAUGGAGGUUUUCCUAAGACAAGAUCACAAGGAGUAAGAGAGCUUGAUGUGUGUGGAUGUUUAGCCAUAGGUCUAGUCUGUAGACGUGCUUGAUAAAAGGUAGCGGUCAUUGUUAUUGAGUUUAAAAGCCAGCGGAAGGUGGGGGCAAACAAUGAGUGAAACUCAAAAAGGAAAAAAAAAAAAGAAGCUUCACAGUGGUCAAGAACUGUAUGAGAAGACACCCAGAGGUGGCAAAGCCACUCAAACCUGAAGAAAUGAAAUCGUCAAGGACUGUCACGCUCUACUUUGUGCUUAUUGUGAUUUGUUCCUCAGAAGCUACAUGGAGCAGGCCAGCAGAGCCCAUUGUCCAUCCUUUGAUUCUCCAAGAACAUGAACUAGCAGGGGAAGAGCUACUGAGGCCAAAAAGAGCAGUUGCAGUGGGUGGUCCUGUGGCAGAAGAAUACACCGUGGAUGUUGAGAUCAGUUUUGAAAAUGUCUCCUUCCUGGAGUCCAUCAGAGCUCACUUAAACAGCCUCCGUUUUCCAGUUCAGGGGAACGGCACUGACAUUUUGAGUAUGGCAAUGACUACAGUCUGCACUCCUACUGGGAAUGACCUCUUGUGCUUCUGCGAGAAAGGCUACCAGUGGCCUGAGGAAAGGUGUCUCUCCUCUCUCACUUGUCAAGAGCAUGACAGCGCCCUGCCAGGCCGAUACUGCAAUUGUCUGAAAGGACUUCCUCCCCAAGGACCUUUCUGCCAGCUCCCAGAAACAUACAUUACCUUAAAAAUCAAAGUCAGACUGAACAUAGGAUUUCAAGAAGACCUAGAGAACACAUCCUCUGCCCUCUAUAGGUCCUACAAGACUGAUCUGGAAAGAGCGUUCCGAGCGGGUUACAGAACUUUACCAGGAUUCAGAUCGGUGACUGUGACACAGUUCACCAAGGGCAGCGUGGUUGUGGACUACAUAGUCGAGGUUGCAUCGGCACCACUGCCUGGAUCAAUUCAUAAAGCCAAUGAGCAAGUCAUACAGAACCUCAACCAGACUUACAAAAUGGACUACAACUCCUUCCAAGGAACACCAAGCAAUGAAACAAAGUUCACUGUGACACCAGAGUUCAUCUUUGAAGGAGACAAUGUAACUCUGGAAUGCGAAAGUGAAUUCGUGUCCUCCAACACAUCUUGGUUCUAUGGAGAAAAACGGUCUGACAUCCAGAACAGUGACAAAUUCUCCAUUCACACCUCAAUCAUCAACAAUAUAAGCCUGGUCACCCGCCUCACUAUUUUCAACUUCACACAGCAUGAUGCAGGCUUAUAUGGUUGCAAUGUGACACUGGAUAUUUUUGAAUAUGGGACAGUCAGAAAAUUAGAUGUCACUCCCAUCCGGAUUUUGGCCAAGGAAGAGAGAAAGGUGGUGUGUGACAAUAACCCUAUAUCGUUGAACUGCUGCAGCGAGAAUAUCGCGAACUGGAGCAGAAUCGAGUGGAAACAGGAGGGGAAAAUAAACAUUGAAGGCCAGACCUCUAAGGACGAAGUACAUUCAACAGGAAGAGGAAGGGGAGAUACAAGUGUGAACACAGGGACCCCAGAAACAGACCUAGAGUCUAGCUGCAGCACUUAUACACUCAAGGCAGAUGGAACCCAGUGUCCCAGUGGUUCUUCUGGAACAACAGUCAUCUACACAUGUGAGUUCGUCAGCGUCUACGGAGCCAAAGGCAGUAAGAACAUAGCCGUGACCUUCACCUCUGUAGGAGAUAAUUCCAGCUACAAAGGGGAAGUGCCCGAGGCCCCAAGGCAUGUGAUGGAAGUGAGUACAGUUCAGAGCACCACCGGGAACAGACUAGAAACAAGUAAAUCCCAGGAGCAGCAAGCCAACCUAACAAUAACCCCGGACCCAAUUUCUGUUUCUGAGGGACAAAGCUUUUCUAUAACUUGCCUCAGCGAUGUGAGUAGCUUUGAUGAGGUGUACUGGAACACUUCCGCUGGUAUUAAAAUCCAUCCAAGGUUUUAUACCAUGAGGAGGUAUCGGGAUGGAGCAGAGUCGGUGCUGACGGUGAAGACCUCCACCAGAGAGUGGAACGGAACCUACCACUGCAUAUUUAGAUAUAAGAAUUCAUACAGCAUAGCCACCAAAGAUGUCACUGUUCACCCUCUGCCUCUGGAGUCAGACAUCAUGAUGGAUCCUUUGGAAGCCAGUGGUCUGUGCACCAGUUCCCAUCAGUUCAAGUGCUGCAUAGAAGAGAACGAUGGGGAAGAGUACAUUGUGACUUUCCACGUGGAUUCCUCAUCCUUUCCUGCUGAAAGAGAAGUUAUUGGCAAGCAGGCAUGCUACACAUACAGUCUCCCAGGAAAGUUACCAUCACGGUGUCCCAAAGACAUUGACGUGUUCUGCCACUUUACCAAUGCAGCCAACAGCUCAGUCCGGAGCCCAUCUAUGAAGCUUACCCUUGUUCCAGGGAAGAAUAUCACAUGCCAGGAUCCCAUCAUAGGUAUUGGGGAACCUGGGAAAGUCAUCCAGAAGCUGUGCCAGUUUGCAGGUGUUUCUAGAAGCCCUGGACAGACCAUUGGUGGAACCGUCACUUAUAAAUGUGUAGGCUCCCAGUGGAAGGAGGAGACAAGGGCCUGCAUAUCAGCCCCAAUCAAUGGUUUGCUCCAGUUGGCCAAGGCUUUGAUCAAGAGCCCCUCCCAGGAUCAGAAGCUCCCUAAAUACCUGCGGGACCUUUCUGUUAGCACUGGGAAGGAAGAACAGGAUAUACGCUCGUCGCCCGGGAGCCUGGGAGCCAUCAUCAGCAUCCUUGAUUUGCUUUCAACAGUUCCCACUCAAGUGAAUUCAGAAAUGAUGAGGGAUAUACUUGCUACCAUUAAUGUCAUCUUAGACAAGUCCACCUUGAACUCCUGGGAGAAGUUACUACAGCAACAGAGCAACCAGAGCUCUCAGUUCCUGCAGUCAGUGGAGAGGUUUUCCAAAGCGCUCGAGCUGGGAGACAGCACCCCUCCCUUCCUCUUCCACCCUAAUGUUCAGAUGAAGAGCAUGGUGAUAAAACGUGGCCACGCCCAAAUGUACCAACAGAAAUUUGUCUUCACAGACUCUGACCUAUGGGGUGAUGUAGCCAUUGAUGAGUGUCAGCUGGGAAGCUUGCAGCCUGAUUCAUCGAUCGUUACUGUGGCUUUCCCAACUCUCAAAGCCAUCCUGGCCCAGGAUGGACAGAGAAAGACACCCUCCAACAGCCUAGUAAUGACCACCACUGUCAGCCAUAAUAUCGUCAAGCCUUUUAGGAUUUCUAUGACAUUCAAGAACAACCAUCGUUCGGGUGGCAAGCCACAGUGUGUCUUCUGGAACUUCAGCCUUGCCAAUAAUACAGGGGGCUGGGAUAGCAGUGGGUGCACUGUGGAAGAUGAUGGUAGGGACAAUAGGGACAGAGUCUUCUGCAAGUGUAACCACCUGACGUCAUUCUCCAUUCUCAUGUCCCCAGACUCCCCAGACCCAGGAUCUCUUUUAAAAAUACUUCUGGAUAUCAUUUCUUACAUCGGGUUGGGCUUUUCCAUAGUCAGCUUAGCUGCCUGUCUAGUUGUGGAAGCCAUGGUGUGGAAAUCAGUGACCAAGAACCGAACUUCCUAUAUGCGCCACAUCUGCAUCGUCAACAUUGCCCUUUGCCUUCUGAUUGCUGACAUCUGGUUCAUUGUGGCUGGUGCUAUCCAUGAUGGGCAUUACCCACUCAACGAAACAGCCUGUGUGGCCGCCACAUUCUUCAUUCACUUCUUCUACCUCAGUGUCUUCUUCUGGAUGCUAACUCUGGGCCUCAUGCUCUUCUACCGGCUGAUUUUCAUUCUACAUGACGCGAGCAAGUCCACGCAGAAAGCCAUUGCCUUUUCUCUAGGCUAUGGCUGUCCACUCAUUAUCUCAUCCAUCACAGUGGGGGUUACACAGCCACAGGAAGUUUACAUGAGGAAGAAUGCAUGUUGGCUCAACUGGGAGGACACCAGAGCACUGCUGGCUUUUGCCAUCCCAGCGUUGAUUAUUGUGGUGGUGAACGUGAGCAUCACAGUUGUGGUCAUCACCAAGAUCCUAAGGCCCUCCGUCGGAGACAAGCCAGGCAAGCAGGAGAAGAGCAGCCUAUUCCAGAUCAGCAAGAGCAUUGGAGUCCUCACGCCACUCUUGGGGCUCACUUGGGGUUUUGGUCUGGCCACAGUGAUCCAGGGGAGCAAUGCUGUGUUCCACAUCAUAUUUACUCUCCUCAAUGCCUUUCAGGGGCUCUUCAUUUUGCUCUUUGGCUGCCUCUGGGAUCAGAAGGUACAGGAAGCUUUGCUGCAUAAGUUUUCAUUGUCAAGGUGGUCUUCUCAACACUCAAAGUCAACAUCCUUAGGUUCAUCAACACCUGUGUUUUCGAUGAGUUCUCCGAUAUCCCGAAGAUUUAAUAAUCUUUUUGGUAAAACAGGAACAUAUAACGUUUCCACCCCAGAGACAACCAGCUCAUCCGUGGAAAAUUCCUCUAGUGCUUACUCAUUGCUCAACUAGGACCAGAUAAUGCCAAAUUCACAGGAGCUCUCAGAAAUAGGGCCCCUGCCAAGAAAAGGGACCCAUAUCCAAAUCUAUGGGUAAAGUGUUCUCUCUGCAGACUUCUGGGAGCAGAUGCUGAAGAGACUCUUUGAAUAGAGAAGAUGCUUUCUUUUGUAAAGACAGACUAAAUGUUUAAUUUUGCUCCCACCCCUAUCCCUUGUGUAAUGCCAAAUAUGUAUAGUAUUUAAAAGAACCCUCCCACAAGGCUCAACCUUUCUCUGUGUAUUGUAAAAUAGAAAAUUGAGAGUUUUACACACACACACACACACACACACACACACACACACACACACCCCAUUGGCUACAAAGAUAAAAGCUGAUUGAAACAGUAAGUAAAAAGUGAGUAUCCAGAAUUUCAGUGAAUUCAAGAAAGGAAGGAGUGGGGAGGGGAGAGAAAGGAUGAUAUAAUGGAAGGUAGGAAUGAAGGGAAGGAGGGAGGGGUGAGAUAGGAAGGAAGGAAGGAUGAUGUAGAAAACGUUAGGGAGCACAUCAAUUUCCACAAUUGUGAUCUAAUAUGGCUACUCAUCUACCACAGCCCUGGGAAUGAAAUAUAUGGCUUAAAAAAGGAAAAUGAGAUGAAACCAUGGGGAAUGUAGGUAAGUUUCUGAUCUUUCCCUGGCUAAAAGGAUAAAAGACAGAGGAGGGAAAGUAGAAAAGAAAGUAGGAGGGAAAGAUCACCAUGAGGAUGCUUGUGGCUGGAUGAUAAUAUUUGCAAGCAGUGCACCCAAGGAGACACGGUUCUCCUCAUGAAAAGGACAUGUAUGAAUCUUUGUAUGUCAAGGGUUGAGCAAAGCAGGGUGAACAUGCAGAGCAUGUAUGACAGCCACUCUGUAAGAUUCAAGAAAGGUUUGUUUCUCAUGAUCUGUCAGAAAAGUAUUGCAUGCUAGUUCAUUCAGCAUUUUGGAAGCAAUGCAUGCAUAUGCAUAUAUUUUCUCCAGUAAUUGACAAACUUGAUCUACUGCACUGAGAUCAGAGUCCCACAUCUUCCUUACAUGUAACAGCUUUAACCAGGUACUCGCUGUGCAUUGUAGAAUAGAUUUAAUAAUUGUGUAGCGUGUACAUUUUUAUUAUGCCUUUGUGACUUCAUUGCAACCAUGGCAACGAUAGCCCUUGGUGUGCCAUCCGUAUUGCUAUGCACUAUCCUUUCCCAGCCAUCUAAGUUCCCAGGCCAAUAUACAUUGAGAGUUUCUAUGGCCUGAUUUGUGUUUCUUGCAGCCACUUGGAAGGCUUCUGGAGAAAAAGUAGCUGGCUCUUCUGUGCUCCCAGCCAUGUUUUACUUUGAUAAGGAAACGGCAGAUCCCCUACCCCCACCACCAAGAGUUAGAUUGUGAAUUUAUACCUAUGUGGUUUUUGUAUGUGUGUCUCGCAAAAAUACAGAUAUUUAUUAAAACUGCAUCAUCCAUGUUAGAACUCCCAUGCUCUGUACCCAAGAGCAAGCAUGCAUUCCAUAUCCAAGUGUGGUCUUAAAGGAACAGUGUCAGUAAGGAUGAUGUCUUAAGUUAAUUUCUCACUGCUGUAGUAAGGCAUGCUGAUGAAAACCUACAGGAAAAAAGGUUUGUUUUGGCUUACCCUUUGGAUUACAGCCCAUCAUGACUGGGAAAGCACGGCUGUAGGAGCAUGAAGCCACCCCAUCACACAGCCUCAGCAGUCUGGAAAUAAAGAACAGGAAGUGGGGUCAGACUGUGCAAACUCUAAGCCCUCCCACCCGGUGACAUCUUUCCUCUAGCCAGGCUCCACCUCAUAAAAGUUCUAUAAUCUUCCCAAACAGCACCAUUAAUUGCGGGCAGAGGGUUCUGAUACAUGGGCCUAUGGGGGACAUUUUACAUUCAAACAACAACAUACAGCAGACUCUUUAGGAUGGAUAUGCAGUGUUGGAGGUUUAUGGAAUGAGAGAUUAUGUGGGGUCCUUCCUUGGGAAGACAGGAGAAGAGCCUGAGGUCUGAUAUUCAAAGUUUUAAGUACUUUCGGUCUCUUAGUUCUAAGCUUAAAUUCUACUUCCACUUCUCUGUUCUUCAUAGAGGAAGGAAGAGCAGGGUGGGGCAUACAAAGUCCCAUCCCUUGAGUUCUGUUUCUACUCAAGUGCCAUUCGCAUCUUCCCACACUUUCGUGAGAACCACCACACACCCGUGCCAAUUUAAAGGCUCAUUAUUUAAACUUCUUACAGGAAAGGAAUCCACAGGAAAUGUGGGUGCAUUCUCCAGAGAGUCUCCAAAGCAGAGCAGAGUUCAGUAGAGGGAAGACAGAGAGGAAUCUAGGAUGGGGCAUCCUUUGGUUUAGAAUCAGGUAUUAGAAAGAAUUGACCUGGACGGUUCAGCCCCUUGGGUUACAUUAAGGAGCACUGAGCCAGAGGUGAUUGCGUAGUAUAACAAAACAACAUUUGCAUCCUAGAAGCUCAGCACCAGGAGAGGCUGGGGCUUUUGUGCUCAAGAAUGCAAAGGUCCAAAGAACACUGAACUUUGGCCCACUUCAUUGGUGCCCCUUGGGAGCCAUUGGGCUUGACCUUGUAAGGAGAUCCUUCACAGCAGCAUAAUAGUAGGAACUCUGAGCUGGAAUUCCAUAGGAUGCAGAUCUGGCCCUCUGCCUGCUUUCAUUCAGAAAGACACGUCCCCCUGUCACCAACUAGCAUGCCUACAAAUUCUAAUGCACACAUGAAUUCAUACACAGACCCACAAAUUGACAAUGACACAUAGGAAAAUGUUGGGGCACGCGCACACACACACAGACACAGAAGCACAUAUGAACACACAUUAACACCCAAAUGCACAGGCACACAUGUACAAAUGUCUUCAUGAGAACUGCCACAUCUCUGUUCCAACUGAAUGGCUUUGUGUUUAAAAUCCCUAUGGGAAGUUUGUUGGUUUGUAAAUGCAGAAUCUAGGAAGGGGCAGACAUAUACACAUCCACUCCAACACGCUCAUACACAAUGUACCCAGCACUGGAUUCCAGAAAAGGAGGCUGGAGAUGUGGCUCAGUGGUUAAGAAUGUAUACUGCUCUUACAGAGGAAUCCCAAGUUCAGUUCCCACCAUCCACGUUGGGCAACUCACUAUCUCCUGCAGCUCUACCUGAAAGGAAUCCAUUUCUCUCUUCUUGACUUUGAGGGUACGUACAUGGAUGUGAUUAAGGUUUUAAAAAUAAAUUCCAGAAAAUCUCGGUAACAAAACAUGGAAGGAGCACUUUGGGGUACAGCACCACUGUACAUGGAACCCCACAUUAACAUUUCUAAAUGAUACCAUAAAGUAAACGCAGUAGCCAAAGUUUUAAAAGAUAGAAGUACACAGGGUCUCUGCAUGGUGUGAAAACGAGAGCCUGAACCUGUUCUUCAGCAGCAUCGGGCACUAAUUGUGACAGAGAAGGCAUGGCCUCUGAUCUUGGUGCCAAGUGAGUCAUGUUCACUUUGCUAGGAGAGCGCCCCCUGCUGCCCAAAUUCCCACAUGUCUUUAAAGUAGAUUCCAAGGGCCAUCAACUUUCCACUGUCCGUUAAGGUGGUUUCUUGCAAAAAGAUCUAUCUAGUGUUUCAGGGGUUGUGAAGUUGGAGAAUCCAAAAAUACACAAUCAAUACGCAGCAGUGUGCUCAGGGAAUACUGUAUGAAUCACCCAGGGAGGAAAUGGAGAAACGCCAUGGGAAGUCAGGACCUUUUGUGAUUUGUGUAGGGCCCUUCUGAGAGGUCUGUGUUGGAAGAUGAGAAAGAGUACAGCAGCCGGUCAGUGUGGAGAGAGACCUAAGGGAGAGUUAUGUGCAGGUGAGUGGAGGAGUAACCCACAGCCAGUUACAAAGACAGGAAAAAAAACUAUAUGGGCUGUUUAUUUGGGGAAAACGUGUUUUAUCUGCAACAGGUAGAAGUGCUGUCUAUGGACUUUUGAACUCCAAAGAGGAAGCCAAUGACCCAGGUCAACAGAAGCCUGGCUCCUUGAGAAUUCACAAGGAAGGAGCUUAGAACAGACAUCUAUUUCUUACUGAUUGUUAAAGACAACAGAAAUAGCAUUUCUAUUGCAACCAGAUGUCUCGGAGUUUAAAAUCAUAUCCUACUAAAAUCUCAGUGUAUAGUGAUGCUUUUUUUCCUAAUAAUAAAAUACCUAAUGAUUUACCCAG